Molecule: messenger RNA, 2817 nt
Organism: Physcomitrium patens
Lineage: Eukaryota; Viridiplantae; Streptophyta; Bryopsida; Funariales; Funariaceae
Source: RefSeq, a predicted model, not a curated record
AUAUUUUGUCGAGAAUACUUUGCUUCCACCUGGUGUCAUGUUUGUUAUGAAUUGCGAUUCCCUUUACACUUCCGCUGCCGUAUUUUUAAGAUAUAUCGUGGCUCGUUUCUGAGUCUUUGUGUCGCUCGAACAAGAACUUUUGUGAAUUUUUUUGCGUAGCGUGAGUGUUUGUUUGGAGAUUCUCGUCAAGGGUUACGAGGUUGUGAGAGUUUUUUUUUUUUUUUUUUUGUUGGAGGUCUUUGAACGUGGUGUUUUGGUGUGCGUCGCAGCGAUUAGAGUUCCCGUAGACGUGCUCUCUUGAAUGAGCCUUGUGUCGUUGUUUUCCGUUUUGUGAGGUGUUAGGAAUUCUGGUUGGAUGGUUGAUUUUCUUGGGGUUUUGAGCGAUCUAGAUGUUCGCGUCGUGCGGGAGGAGAUCGGGUUUGUUUGACAAGAGAAGUGUGAGUAGUGCGACACAUUCACCAUAGGACGUCACCGACUGUGAAGGAGUUGUAUACUGUUGAGGGCACUGGAGACGUAUUUAUCAUGGCUUUGGUAGCUGUAAAAGAUGGAAACGAUGAUGCUGUUUGCCGACGGGGUCAUAGUUCGAUGUUGGUGGUGAGCGAGAAGCGUGUGUAGGUCUGGAGCGAGUAGAUACCUGGAGGCGAGGCUGGAUAUAGGAAACAAGCAUCCAUGGCUUGUACUGAGUUUUGAUGCAUUCGGGCAGCUGGGUAACGGGCUCAGUCAAGAUCGAUUUACGUGCGUCUGCGUUUCUCUUCCACAAGUACACUGUGUGUGCGGCGGCUCUUGUAAGGAGGGAGAUUCCAGGUGGUUUACUCUCUUGCAGAUUGCCUUGCAGAAUCGGUAAUCGUGAUCAUUGCUGAUGGACUUUGGUAUUCAAAACUCAAAUCAACUGUGUAGCUGGAACCAAGACUUAAACCGAAUCUCAGAACUCCAUGGCCUCUACAUGCACUUGUCGCGUUGAGUCUGGAAGUGCUUGUGCUGCGGGGUGCUUGCAUUUGUCGAUCGUAUCAUUUAAUGUGGUUAGCGGUUUUGAGGGGAAACACACCCAAGCGAAGAGGACCACAGAACAACCAAAGCGCCUCAUUCCUGUCAUUCCUGCCCAUGGAUUCUAAUGGCCACAACGAAGGCGAGAACGGAGAACAGGCACUAUUGGGAGGACCACCGGACAUUAAUCUACCAUUGUCAAUCGAGAUUUGCUCAGACCCUUGGGGUCUAAAGCCCUCGGACUUGCUGCAUAGUAGCUUGGCUCCAGCUCAAAAUCUUGAUUUGGGAAAUUCUACAUCUUGCAAAGGACGGCGGUGGGUGCGACGUGGUGAUACCAUCUGGGGAGCUUGGUUCUUUUUCAACCACUAUUUCAGACCUGCACUUAACGAUGAACGUCUGAGCAAGCUUCAACGGGAGGGCAUUCUGGCUGCCCCCGUGGAUAAAUCUGAUCUGCGACUUGACCUUUUCCUAGUGCAACAUGACAUGGAAAAUAUGUACAUGUGGGCUUUCAAGGAGAGACCUGAGAAUGCCCUAGGGAAGAUGCAGCUUCGAAGCUACAUGAAUGGUCAUGCAAGAUUUGGUGAACCACAGUUUCCUUUCAGUGCAGACAAAGGAUUUGCCAGAUCUCAUCGAAUGCAGAGGAAGCAUUACAGAGGCUUAUCGAACCCUCAGUGUGUGCAUGGUGUUGAGGUUGUCAGAGCUCCAAACCUGUCUAAUGUCAGUGAGGAAGAUUUAAAACGGUGGACGGAAUUGACGGGUAGAGAGAUGAACUUUGUAAUACCUCCAGACGCCGAAGGUUUUUCUGAGUGGCGAAGCCUUCCGAACACCGACUUCGAUUUAGAGCGUACAUUGUCUCCUUCUCAAAGCAAACCUCCGAAUGGAUAUUCCAAGAAGCAUGCAUCAACACGAUCGGGACGAAUGAAUGAGGGUAAUGUAAGUGCUGCUAGUCAGUUGCCAAGUCCUGCUAGCAGUGGCAGUCGAAGCUUGAGUCCAGGAGGGAAGAGAAAGAAGUCUAAUUCCAUUCAUCCUACUGGGCUCUUACCCUACGGCAAUGAAGCCGAUUCGUGUGUGCCAGUAGUCAGCUAUGCUGGUCCAGAAAACUUUCAUCCAGGAACGGAACCAUGGUGGCUCUCAAGCUUCUCAGGAGUGAUGACUGAACCUUGUGGACCAGUUACAGGAUCCAAGACUAUCUACGAGGAUGAGAAAGGUUAUCUUGUCAUGGUAAGCUUGCCUUUUAUAGAUUUGCAAAGGCUGAGGGUUUCUUGGCGAAACACUGCAACAAAUGGCAUUUUAAAGAUUCAUUGCACCAGCACAGCCAGGACUCCAACAGUGGUGAGGGGAGACAGGACCUUUAAGCUAACUGACCCGAAUCCAGAACAUUGUCCAGCAGGGGAUUUUGUGCGGGAGAUCGGACUAGCUACAAGAAUCCCUGAAGAUGCAGAGCUGAAGGCCUUUUAUGCGGAGGGAUGCGCUGGCCUAGAGAUACUGGUCCCAAAGCAUAGUGUAGUCUCGGAGGAGAGAGAAGUUCGGGUUUUCUUGCCACCUCAAAUGAAUCAGACUGAAGCACUCCAGCUGUGAACACCGUGUUGCAAGUUGGCGAACAACACUGUUUUCAAUCUUUACUGCAGAAGUUGUAAAUUGUCAUUUUUAUGUCGCUAAGUGAUUCUUAUGUUCUGAUUUUAUAUUUCUGAGUGAUACUUAUGUCCCUCUAUACUUCAUCAGAGUUCCUCUUAUUUAGUAUAAGAAAGACUUCGAAACUGAAGGUUGAAAGUGAUUGUUUAUUUCUCUUAUUAAUUCAUGUCUUGUGGUGCACGUUUAUUGUUGACUAGUUCA